AUGCCUCAUGGCUUCGAAGCAUUUCUUGGACCAUGGUCUUAUCCUACUUUUAUGGCUCCACAUUCAUUCGCAGUAAUUCAUGGGAUCUUAAUUCUACCAGCUUUGUGUCACUAUAGGUAUCUACUAAUCACUUCGUAAGUUUGUUGGUAUUUUAGAAUUACGGUAACUUUUUAAGCGUUGUACCAUUAAAAAGUUACUGUAGUAUUGAGUACUGUACAGAAAAAACCAAAAAAUGAAAUUUUGGUAUUGUAUUAAAUUCAGCUAUGCUAAACAAUACUAAUUUUUGAAAUAUUGUGCUAUAUAGUACUACUUUUUUAUAGUACUAUAUAGUACCACUGCCUCGGCAUUAAGAAAUAAAGUAGUACUGUAUCAUACAAAAUUAAGCCUAUGGGUUUGCCUUAGCUCUGGAAUGGCUGCUUUUGGUACUAUAAAGCACCACUUUUUAUGACAGUGCUAUGCAGUACUACUUAACAAUUAUCUAUACUAAAUUUGCUCUUUUUAGUGGAAAUACGGUAUCCCCAUGGAUAAUAUUGAGAAAUGUGUUUAUCUCUUUCUUAGCCGGCUCAUUCCUUGGCAUUUGCUUAGGUUACGGUGUUUAUCAAGCCAGCUCUCGGCCAUACGAUCAUUACUUUCAAUUUGUCACUCAUGAAUGGAUCGAUGCUGAUGGUACUACUCCUUAUCGAUAUGCUUGUGAUAUGGUGAGUUGA
This is a messenger RNA of Bursaphelenchus okinawaensis, 707 nucleotides long. The record is from the annotation of a GenBank genome assembly. NCBI's taxonomy places the organism in Eukaryota, Metazoa, Nematoda, Chromadorea, Rhabditida, Aphelenchoididae.